This is a messenger RNA of Schistosoma margrebowiei, 769 nucleotides long. NCBI's taxonomy places the organism in Eukaryota, Metazoa, Platyhelminthes, Trematoda, Strigeidida, Schistosomatidae. The record is from the annotation of a GenBank genome assembly.
AUCGAACUGGCGGGCGCAGCGUUUUGAAGUCAUCGGAUUUAUUGGAAUUAUGGGGUCGUCACCAGAGAUGGAGAGGUUUGGUUUGUCGGAUGUGGAAUAUUCGUUCAUGAUGGAUCCUUUAAAACGACGCCACAACCAAUCAAAGAAGCAAACAAUAUACGGGAUUUUUGCCUCAGACGAUUCUGAUUCAGAGCCUGAAAGAAGUGGCUUCGGUGGACGUGAAGCUGGUUUCAAGCGUAAGGGUGCCAAUUAUUCAGCACCGAUCACCUUUGUCAGUGGUGGAGUGAAGGCAGGUGCCGGUGCUUCGUCUGGUCCGAAAGAAAAUAACGAAGAAGUCGACCAGAUUUCGGAUGAUGAAGACGACAAAUCUGUCCUAAGGAGUUUGCGUCCUUAUCAUGAUUCAGACUCUGACUCACCAAAUUCAGAUAUUCAUCGUAAACCUGACAGACCUGCGGGCAUAUCCGUUGGGGCCGGUCGACGUGUAGCAGCAGCCGCUGCAGCGGCGAAGUCUGCGACCUCUGGUUUCGGGGCUUGGGAAAGGCACACAAAGGGUAUUGGAAUGAAGCUUUUAGAGCAGAUGGGUUACGAACCGGGCAAGGGUCUUGGUUCUGACGGUCGGGGUAUUGUUACUCCAGUUCAAGCUGUCCAACGAGUGGGGAAAGUAUCAGUAGGGUAUUAUGGAUCUGAAAAAGCUCCCGCCCCUCGUCGAGGAAAUGAGACUGUCGUUGAAGAUUCAGACUCUGGUAAGUUAUUUUUGAUCUAUAAGUAA